Lymnaea stagnalis (great pond snail) is the source of this 873-nucleotide messenger RNA. The record is from the annotation of a GenBank genome assembly. NCBI's taxonomy places the organism in Eukaryota, Metazoa, Mollusca, Gastropoda, Lymnaeidae.
CCACAGUCGGAGACCAAUGGCAAGAAACGUUAUAAGGUUGUCACGAACCCCGUCCAGCCGUUCGUCAUGACGGAAGCACCGCACGCUGACUACGGAGAAUGCCUGAGCGACACGCCCUGCCUGAACCUAACGGACAAGUCCAAGUCCCAGGAAGUGGUGUGGAGAGCGAUAGACGCCUUCGAAAGUAAAAACGUUUCCCUCCAGGGCCUCUUCAACGUCCAGUGCUGCAGGGGGCUGACCAUCGACCUCCUCAACAAACUAGCGGCCGAUUUGGAGUUUGAGUUCACCCUGUACAUCGUCCAGGACGAGACGUACGGCCAGAAGUCGCACAACGGAACCUGGUCCGGUAUGAUGAGAGACCUGACCGACAACACGGCCCACUUCGCUGUCGCCGCCUUCUCCAUAACCAGUCAGCGAGAGCGGGAUAUCGACUUCACAUACCCUUAUUUUUUUUCAGGGUUCUCGAUCAUUUACUCUGACAGGACCAGGGAAACUAGCAUGUUGGCUUUCUUGGAGCCAUUUUCUACCAAAGUUUGGUUCGCCAUUCUCGUCUCAGCUCACAUCACGGCCGUGUGCAUGGCUCUCUUUGAGUGGAACUCUCCUUUCGGUUUGAACCCCUGGGGCCGGAAGCGGAACAAGAACUACUCUCUAGCUUCCGGUUUGACUAUGGUGUUUUCGGUGCUAUUUGGUCAUACGGUGAAAACGAAAUCGCCGAAAGCGUGGCCCUCUAAAGUGAUGCAGAAUUUCUGGGCAUUUGCCGCCAUAUUUAUAAUCGCCAGCUACACGGCUAACCUUGCUGCCUUCAUAGCCGGCAAACAUGCCGGGAUUAACUACAUCGAUAUACAAGACCAGCGGGUGAGUAUAAAUCCUUAA